This is a messenger RNA of Melanotaenia boesemani (Boeseman's rainbowfish), 2436 nucleotides long. Its product is annotated as cis-aconitate decarboxylase-like. The record is from RefSeq and is a predicted model, not a curated record. NCBI's taxonomy places the organism in Eukaryota, Metazoa, Chordata, Actinopteri, Atheriniformes, Melanotaeniidae. Gene Ontology annotation, molecular function: lyase activity. The coding region runs from base 118 to 1608 and encodes 496 amino acids. The transcript is spliced from 6 exons.
AAUCUCAGAACAGCAUCACUCCAAACUUCUCCACUGCACAGCCAGAAGAGAAGCGCUGAAGAGAAAAUACGUUUUCGGACAGAAGCAAGAAGGCAACAAGACAAAAACAGUGAAGCCAUGAUGUUGAAGCUACAGAAAACACUAAGAGCUGUGAGUGCUGUCAGGACUAUGCAUAAUUCUGCAGCAGAAGCAGUUCAGCGGCUCCCGGCCCCCGAAGACACAGUCACAGCAAGUUUUGGGAAGUUCAUCAGUGAGAUAAAACCACAGCACUUGUCCUCUGCGGUUCUCCACCGCAGCAAAAGAAUGGUGCUGGACAGCAUUGGAGUGGGUCUGAUUGGUAGCACUACUGAAGUGUUUGAAAUGGCCCUGAAGCACUGCCAGUACAUGUAUGGCCCGGAUUACAUCAGCUCUGUGUAUGGACGCAGGGGCAUUAAACUCUCUCCAACACUUGCUGCUUUUGUCAAUGGAGUGGCGACCCACUCCAUGGACUUUGAUGAUACAUGGCACCCUGCCACUCAUCCCUCAGGAGCCGUCCUUCCUGCUGUGAUAGCUCUCAGUGACAUGUUGCCAGCUAACAGUAAACCUAGUGGCCUGGACUUCUUGCUGGCCUUCAAUGUUGGCAUUGAAAUCCAAGGCCGACUAAUGAGGUUCUCUAAUGAGGCCAACAACAUCCCCAAGAGGUUUCACCCUCCCAGUGUGGUUGGUACUAUGGGCAGCGCAGCAGCCUGUGCUCGCCUCUUGUCUCUGGAUCCCUCCCAGUGCAGUCAUGCCUUGGCUAUAGCUGCUUCUCUAGCUGGAGCCCCAAUGGCUAAUGCUGCCACCCAGUCUAAACCCCUUCAUAUUGGCAAUGCCGCACGUUUGGGGCUUGAAGCUGCACUGCUGGCCUCUAGAGGUUUGGAGGCCAGUCCUCUGGUUCUGGAUGCUGUUGCAGGGGUGGCAGGGUUUAAUGCUUUCUAUGAAGAUUAUGUGCCACGACCUUUAGAAUCACCCAGUAAAGACGGCCAUACGUUCCUGCUUGAGGAGCAGGACAUGGGCUUCAAGCGCUUCCCUGCACAUCUGGGGAUGCACUGGGUGGCGGAUGCUGCAGCCUCAGUCCACGAGCUUCUUGUGGGAGUCGGUCCUGGUAAAGUCUCCCCAGCUCAAGUCCAGGACAUCCUGCUCAGAGUCCCCCAGUCUAAAUACAUCAACAGACCCCUCCCUGAGUCUGAGCAUGAGGCACGCCACUCCUUCCAAUUUAAUGCUUGCAGCGCUCUCCUGGACGGUGAGGUGACCGUGCAGUCCUUCACCCCAGCUGCCAUGAGCCGCCCAGAGCUGCUCGCCCUGCUGACUCGUGUCCGUCUGGAGCAUCCACACGACAAUCCUGCUAAUUUCAACCGCAUGUAUGGAGAAGUCCAGGUGACACUUGUUGGUGGAGACAUUAUAAAGGGGCGCUGUGACACAUUCUAUGGUCACUGGCGCAACCCACUGACCAAUGAGAGCCUGAGGAAGAAGUUCAGAAACAAUGCAGAGGUGGUGCUUCCUUCAGAGAGGGUCGAGCAGCUGAUUGAGGUGGUGAAGGAGCUGGACCAACUUGGAGACUGCAGGGUACUUCUCUCACAUCUGCAGUGAAGAUUCAAAUAUGCACAGACACACAGAAGACAUUUUACAUCAUAUUAAAAACAAAAAUGUUAAUUUAGCAAUUAUUAUCACAGGUUUUUAAUAUUAAUGGCAAUGUUGAAAACAGUACUAUAUAUGUUUUAAAAUGUUGCACACAAAUGUUUGCAGAAUUCGAUGGUAAACCAAGAGUUUAGAAUUUAUGAGGACAAAUGAAAAUGGCUGCAAAUCCACGAGAUUAAUUUAAUUCUAAAAUGUGAAAAGAAAAUUAUAUAUAUAUAUAUAUAUAUAUAUACACAUACAUAUGUUCCACUGCUAAACAGCUGUCUUCCAUCUGUAUAUAGCUUGUCCUCUUCUUAGGAUUUCUUGUGUCACUUAGGGAGGAAUCUUUUGUCUUUAAAGCCCUUCUCAUGCAGAUUUUAAUGUUUCUCUUGCAGGGAUUUAUUUAUAUUAAGGAUUAUUUACAGCAGUUUGCUUCUUCAGACUAACUGUUGUGCUUUUUGUGAGAACUGCCUGUAAACCUGAUAAAUUGUUAUGAGUGUUUGAAAGUAUGAGCUACCUAUCUUAAUGUCUUUGUAUUGCUAAAACUUUGUUAAUCCCUACAUUAUAUGAGAUUGUGAAGGAACCUGAUCUAAUAUGUUCUCAAAGCAGAGUCAAUAAACUGACUUGCGUACUUUAAAUUGUUUCUGUAUAUCAUUAAUGUUUUAUCUUUUUAAUCCUUUAACAAUUAAUGUGAUCCCUGAAAGAUGGUAGCAUCUUUUAAAUAAACUUUUCAUCUUCUAGAAGCAUAAAACUGUCUUAAGAAUGGUUUUAUAAAAUGUGCUCAUGUUGCACAGAGCUUGA